AUGACUAUUACUUACUUUAUUACUGGUGCCAAUCGUGGGAUUGGGUUUGAACUUGCCAAACAGCUUUCUGCGGAUUCAAAUAACAUUGUUUUUGCAACUACUCGUUCUCUUGCUAAUGCUACUGCUUUGCAAGACUUGAAUCGUUCAAAUCUUCAUAUCAUUGAAUAUGACGUUACUUCUCCUUUGGAAACAAUGAAGAAAGCUUUGGUUGAGCCAUUUGAAAAGUACUCUCCAAAUGGUGUCGAUGUUAUUAUCCUGAAUGCAGGUAUUGCUAAAGAUGCCGUAAGAUCUAUUCUCCAAACAACUGAAGCGGAUUUGGAAGAACAUUACGCCGUCAAUGCCAUUGGACCGGUGAAGGUUUACCAAUCACUCUUCCCAUAUUGGUCUAAAAAAGUCAAUGCGGAAACUGCAAAAAAAUUGAUCCUAGUUAGUUCAGGUGCUGGUUUCGUUCAUAAUUACUAUCCUUUCCCAACAUCUCAUUAUGGUCCUUCUAAGGCUGCCUUGAACCAUAUUUCAAGACAUAUAGCUUUUGAUCAUACUUCUUCUGAAUUAGAUCAUAUCAAGAACUCCAUUGUUGUUCCAAUUAACCCCGGUAUUGUCGUCACCAACAUGUCAGAAGAAGCUGUAAAGACCUUCGAUUUUGAAAAAUUUUCUCUUAAGUUGAUUACCCCAGAAGAAUCUGCUAGUAGUAUCAUCAAGCUUAUUAAUGGUCUUGAACAAAAGGACAACGAUACUUUUAUUAGCUAUGAUGGUACCAGAUAUUCUUGGUAA
Hyphopichia burtonii NRRL Y-1933 is the source of this 771-nucleotide messenger RNA. Its product is annotated as SDR family oxidoreductase. The record is from RefSeq and is a predicted model, not a curated record. Lineage: Eukaryota; Fungi; Ascomycota; Pichiomycetes; Serinales; Debaryomycetaceae. Bases 1 to 771 code for a protein of 256 amino acids. The transcript has a single exon.